Diaporthe citri is the source of this 1227-nucleotide messenger RNA. RefSeq lists its product as uncharacterized. Bases 1 to 1227 code for a protein of 408 amino acids. The record is from RefSeq and is a predicted model, not a curated record. Gene Ontology annotation, molecular function: iron ion binding; oxidoreductase activity, acting on paired donors, with incorporation or reduction of molecular oxygen; heme binding. NCBI's taxonomy places the organism in Eukaryota, Fungi, Ascomycota, Sordariomycetes, Diaporthales, Diaporthaceae. The transcript has 2 exons.
AUGCCAGGUCAGCGGAUAUACGUCGUGAAUUCCGUAUCCCUGAUCCCUACGCUGCAACGCCAGAUCAAGACCAUCGCGUUCGCCCCUGUCGAGGCACAGGCGGCUGCGACGGUGAUGGGCGUCGGGCCGGCCGGAAACGCCAUCAUCGGCUCAGAUCAGAUGCUCGAGGACGGCUCUUACCUGUCGACCUUUGUCCCUUCCAUUCAGCCAGCUAUGGCCCCGGGCGCCGGACUCGACGCAAUCAACAGCGCGGCGAUUCGGUACAUUACGGACUCUCUGGGGGCCCUUGCCGCCAAGGGCCCAGCGUCAGUAGAGCUCUUCUCUUGGGUCCGUAGAGAGCUCUUUAUGGCCACGACCGAUCUACACGCACGAGAGCGCCUUCUCAUUCCGGCCUUUGAGAAAUACUUCGCCGCCAACGGUCACCACGAGGGAUCCCUCCUCGUACAAUGCCGCUACAAUCACAACACAGGCCAUGGUCUGCGGGGCAGAGACGUAGCCGCCACUGAGAUCGGUCAGAUGGUCGCAUCCCUGACCAACAGCGUGGCGAGCGCGUUCUGGAUGGUAUAUCACAUCUUCUCCGACCCGGUGGUUCUCAACGACUGCCGGAAGGAGGUCGAGCAGCUCGUCGAAGUGGACAAGGAUGGCGUGUCCACCGUCGACCUGGCCAAGGUCAAGUCUUCGUGCCCUGUUCUCCUCUCAACGUGGCAGGAGAUGCUGCGAUACUCGCAUAUUGGGAUCGCUGCUAGGGUGGUCAUGAGUGACACCAUGUUCGCCGACCAAUACCUCUUGAAGAAGGGUGCUACCGUCAUGACCGUCACCCCAGUCCAGCACACCGAGGCGUCACUGUGGGGCCCGGAUGUGAACGAAUUUGACCAUCGCCGGUUUCUUCGGGAGCCUGGCAGGAAGCGAACAAACCCUGUUGCCUUCCGAGCCUUUGGAUGGGGGACAGUGCUCUGCCCGGGACGACAUUUUGUCAGCACUGAAGUCAUGUCCUUUGCUGCUCUGCUAUUGCUCCGCUUUGAUCUCAAACCUGCCACACGAGAUGGCAAGUGGACAGAGCCUCGGAAGGACAUUCCCAUGACAUCGUCCAUGCCAACUCCCAAGGAUGAAGUUCCAGUGCAGAUUGUUAGCAGAGGCGACCUAGGUCACAAGUGGCGUUUUCACUUCUCAGCGUCCAGAAAGGGUGUGAAUACGAUGGCUGAAGAUGCUAAGGUGAUUCUUGAAUAA